AUGGGUUUUCUCACAUUCGCCGCCGCAGGCGGCGGCCUGAUCUUGAUGGGCGCGUACGAAGCCAUUUCCUCCUCAAUCCAAAACCCAGAUUCAGAUUCAUCUCCGCCGUCGUCGCCUCAACCUAUGAUUCGUCCCCCGAUGGCGCAGUCGCAAGCGAAAACCCAGUCUCGGUUGUCGUCGAUUUAUUACCUGGCAGCCGCCGUUGUUUCGUUGCUGUUCAUCUUGAACUCUUUGGUUUCGUUCUUCGACGCGCUCGACUCAGCGGACCCAGUCGGCUCGGCUAUGCAAUUGCAAGUGCUGGCGAUCGCGUCGCUGUUCUUGCUCUACGCGAUUACGGGUCUUGUGGUAAAUUUCACGAAUUCAACUCUACCUUGUUCGUUGCUUAGUUUGGUCGGUCUUUUCGCUUUCGUUGAAGAAUUUUUAAUGUUUUACAUGCAAAGAAAGGACACUUUCGGAAUCGAAAAUCGGUACUUUGAUCUGCUGCUUGUGCCAAUUGCUGUGUGUAUAUUUUCUACAAUGCUUGAAUUCAACAACCCCAAAUCGAAUUAUCCGAAAUUGGCUCGUGGGGUUGGCUUGGUUCUGCAAGGAAUGUGGUUUCUGCAAAUGGGCAUUUCUUUGUACACCAACUUCAUGGCGCACGGAUGCUCGUUGCACGAAAAGAGUAGAGGGAAUUACACUGUGAAGUGCAAGGGGCACCCUGAGAAGCGUGGCGGAUUUCGGGGUGAUGUUCCGCACUAUAAGCCGCUUGGCGCAGAGAUACAUCAUCAGUUUGAUAAUCAGAGCCAAUUUACUUUGGAUUCUGAUGAUGGCGAUGAUGAGGUUAAAGAGGAGGGGAAUUCGGCAAUGCAGAAAGCCGGCGAAGUGGAAUUGGGUGUCAACGGCUAUGGUUCUCAUAAGUAA
Malus domestica (apple) is the source of this 900-nucleotide messenger RNA. The record is from RefSeq and is a predicted model, not a curated record. NCBI's taxonomy places the organism in Eukaryota, Viridiplantae, Streptophyta, Magnoliopsida, Rosales, Rosaceae.